UGUCUAGGGAAAUCCACGUCUAUAGUGCUACAUGAAAGGAUAAUUAACGAAAUCAUACCGUAGAUAACAAUAACGAAAUUUAAACUUUGCUGAUAAUGAGUCUAAAGGCUAGGACGAAACACGCACACUUUUCCACUUCCCUCUCACUCUCCCUAGAAACUCAUUUCAAAAUUAACUUAGUGGCGCCAUCUAACUGCAAAUAAGACAACUAUUUAACAACGAACUUGAACAUUUUGUCGUCGAGCAAAAACAGAUUUGUAUGUAAUCAGAAGUUCAGUAUAAUACAUUAAGUUUUAAAAAGAAUUAUUAUUUUCAAUUAAAUAAUAUGGAAAUACUUGAAUUAAAAGACGUCAAGGCCAUACCUGACGUGAUUCAUACUUAUCCAGAUAGAGUAAAGUCUGAAGGAACUCCACUUGUUAUUGACAAUGGAUCAUACAAGUGUAGGGUUGGUUGGGCCACAGAGAAAGAACCCCAAUUGAUAUUUAAAAAUCUUAUUGCAAAACCUCGAAAGGAACGUGGCAAGAAGGAUGGUGAACCACAGGUUGGAAAUGAUAUAGCGAACAUUGAAGCUGUACGAUUUCAGUUAAAAACACAAUUUGACCGUAAUGUAGUAACACAUUUUGAAGCCCAAGAACAAAUAUUUGACUAUAUUUUCACUCAUAUGGGAAUAGACACAGAAGGCGCAGUCAAUCAUCCAAUUAUUUUAACUGAAACUUUUCUGAAUCCUAAUUAUUCUCGAAACUUGAUGGCAGAACUUUUAUUUGAAUGUUAUAAUGUACCUUCGAUAGCAUAUGGAGUAGACUGUUUAUUUUCUUAUCAGCAUAAUAAUUGUCCAUCUGAUGGCUUAAUAAUCAGUAUCGGAUAUCACACUACUCAUAUAAUACCAAUAUUGGAUGGUAAAGCAGAUCCUGUAAAUUCAAGAAGAAUCAAUGUUGGUGGAUACCACAUUACAUCUUACAUGCACAGGCUGCUGCAACUUAAAUAUCCGGUACAUGUAAAUGCUAUAACACCAAGUCGAGCAGAGGAAUUAAUACAUGAACAUUCUAUGAUUGCCUUAAAUUACCAAGAAGAAAUUUCUAAAUGGGCUGAUCCAGAUUAUUAUGAUGCAAACGUAUUAAGGGUACAGUUACCUUAUGUUGCGCCCUCAAGUGCUCCUGGUUUAACAGUCGAACAGCAGAAAGAAAGAAAACGUGAGUUAGCUAGGAGAUUAAUGGAAAUUAAUGCAAGAAAAAGAGAGGAAAGAUUAGCGGAAGAUGAAGAACAAUUGAAUCAGUUAUUAGCUGUUCAAGAUUUAUUAGAAGAAGGGGAAACUGACGAGUUUGAUCAAGCAUUAAAGAGUUAUUCGCUUGCAAACGAAGCAGACUUGAUAAAAAUGAUUAAUAAUCUGCAAGCAAAAGUGGAAAGAACUAGACAAAAGAUAGUGGCAGCUAAUUCGCAAGAAGAAAAUAUUGUAAUGGAAGAGCAGAAACCAAAAAUAAAAUCAAGCCUACAACCGAAAGAUCAACAAGAUUUUGACGAAUGGAUAGCAGGUGUAAGAAAGAAAAGACAAGAGAUAUUAGAAAAACGAAUGGCCAAAAGACAACGCAGACAGGACAUGGCAAAACGUAGAACAGCAGCCGCACAGGAAAGAAUGCGUAUAAUAAGUCAGUUGGCGAGGAAAGAGAAACGUGACGAUGAUUUUGGUAUGAGAGACGAAGACUGGGACGUUUACAAAGUCAUAAACAGAGUUCGUAAACAACAUUUUAAGUCUAUAGUUUUGGUAUUGAGUCACAUGUUCAUGUUGAAUAUUACUGUUCAGGAAGGAGGAGAUUCAGACUCAGAGUUAGAACAAGAAAAGCUUCUGGAACUCGAAGAUGUGCUGCGACAUCACGACCCAGAAUUCGACGGAGCUGGAUCAAACGUUCCCAUGGUUCCCGGAGAAACUCAUCAAUUACAUAUAGGAGUGGAACGUUUGCGAGCUCCAGAAAUAUUAUUCCAACCGUCUUUAAUAGGUUCCAUGGAAGCAGGCAUUGCUGAAACAAUCGAAUUCGUUUUAAAACUGUACCCACCUGAGCAACAAUUACGGCUGGUGGGAAAUAUAUUCCUGACCGGAGGUCCGACGACGUUUCCAGGUUUAUUAGAGAGACUGAAUCGCGAACUUCGUGAGAUGAGACCGUUUGAUUCCAAUUUUCAAAUAAAUAUCGCAAAAAACACCAGCAUUGAUGCAUGGUAUGGAGCAAGAGAUUUUGGUCUGAAUGGAAAUCUUCCGGAAUUUCUAGUAAGCAAAAAGGAAUAUGAAGAGAAAGGUGGGGAAUAUUUUAAAGAGCAUUCAACGAGUAACACUUACACUCGAUCUCCCGAUCCCUUACCGAUAAUACAAGUUCCUGUGACAUCGGAACAGAUCAUCGUGGAAGAUGCAGUUGUCGACGUUGAGAUGGAAUGAAAGAUAAAGUGUACUUUCAAGUGAUUUCGUUACGAAAUAAAGUUUGCUGAAAACAGAAUUAAUAUUUGCUAUUAAUAUUAUUCAUUCAGACUUAAAAGUAUAAAAAAUAAUGUAAAAAUAAAGAAAUAAAGAACAAAAUCGAAGUAUUCACUAAAUUGUCGCGCUGUGCCUGUUUUCCCCUUUAAAGAAAAGUGUGCAAAUAAAAUCAUGAAAGAUUUUUCAUGGAUAUCUACUUUAUUACACAAGUGUUUCCGUUUGUUCAUUCGAUUACGAACAAACUACAUUGUAGUCUGUUUGCUGAUCACAAUACACAGUCCCCAAUCGUCGCAUUUCGCCACUCAAAGAUAAUUACGCGGGUACAAUCUGUUUCACUCUUUCCUUACUCUUAAACAGUCGACUGUUCGCUUGUUUGGUGCUCCUUGAGCAAUCUAAAAAACUGAGAAAGUGAUCCCUCACCUCAGCGAUAGAAUACACUACAGCGACCUCGAGAAAAUUCUCCCACUUCGGUCCAUGGCUUAAGUUAACAUCACAAUACAGUAAUAUACUGAAAGUUAUUACAAAGAAGCCCUACAGGCAAUCAUUACAGCUAAUAUAAAUGAUCUUUGCUUGUUUCUGUCUAAUAAAGGAACAUACCGUACGGAAACUUCGAGCCGUUUACAUGACACAGCAUGUAAGAGAAAAAAGAAGAGUAUGGAUUAGCUUUAAAAAAGAAAAAACGUAAAUUCUUAAGAUCACAAGCGCACAGCGUUUGUUACAUAUUAAUAUAUAUAUAUAUUUGUUAAAGCACUCGAUGACAUUCGUUACACUUGCCUUUCCGUACUCUUGAGUACUCUCUUGUCUCUUAUCACAUGCGGUUACAGAUAAAAUUACGAGUAUCAGCGUAAUUACAUAGUAUAUAUGAUUCAAAGAAAAAGUAUUAGAACUCGUGUCCUUUAUCUUUACAAUGCUCUCCAAGGAAACGUGUAAACCGUAAAUAUACAUCACUGUUAUACGCAUGAAUAUCGUAAAAGCAAAGUUUUAUAAUAACGUAUAUAUAUAUACAUACAUACUGCGCUACGUAGCGAUCGCAACGAUAGCAACAAAGCUCGUUACAAAAAUUAAAUUUAAAAAGUCUUACUAAUCUCGAUCAACACAGUAUCAAACUAUAUAACAUUGUCCCUCGCACCAUGCCUUCGUUUUUCUUUUUUCGAUCGUAAUGAGCUCGACGUUUAGGCAGAAAUGCCUCGUUAAUAAUAGUAAUCCAAUCGUAAACGUAGUACGGACAUUUCGCUUGA
Molecule: messenger RNA, 3696 nt
Organism: Hylaeus anthracinus
Lineage: Eukaryota; Metazoa; Arthropoda; Insecta; Hymenoptera; Colletidae
Gene: Arp5
Product: actin-related protein 5
Exons: 7
Coding region: 326-2422 (698 amino acids)
Biological process (GO): regulation of DNA-templated transcription
Cellular component (GO): Ino80 complex; cytoplasm
Source: RefSeq, a predicted model, not a curated record